Hylaeus volcanicus is the source of this 2751-nucleotide messenger RNA. RefSeq names its product 26S proteasome non-ATPase regulatory subunit 2-like. The record is from RefSeq and is a predicted model, not a curated record. Gene Ontology annotation, cellular component: proteasome complex; proteasome regulatory particle, base subcomplex; proteasome storage granule. Gene Ontology annotation, molecular function: enzyme regulator activity. NCBI's taxonomy places the organism in Eukaryota, Metazoa, Arthropoda, Insecta, Hymenoptera, Colletidae. Gene Ontology annotation, biological process: regulation of protein catabolic process; proteasome-mediated ubiquitin-dependent protein catabolic process. Bases 1 to 2733 code for a protein of 910 amino acids. The transcript has 15 exons.
AUGACGACGAAACGUGGACCAGAAGAAAAAGAAUCAGAGAUGGACGAGGAAGACACGAGACUGAAAGAAGAGUUGCUCCAGUUGGCCGACGCGUUGAUGUUCGCGAUCACAUUCGAGGGAAAGGACGAGAAGGUCAAGCUGAUAUCUUUGAGCCAGCUGAGGCUGUUGAUGCAGACAUCGACGACGUCGAUGACCUCCGUGCCGAAACCGCUGAAAUACUUGAGAAACUCGUACGACGGCUUGAAGGAUGCGUACAAGAAGAUCCAACGCGAAGACGUGAAGCGGCAAUUCGCGGAAAUCUUAAGCGUGCUGUCCAUGGCAGGAGCGGCUCCAGGGUCCAAGGAGUGCCUCAGAUAUUCCAUCGAAGGCAACGUCGCGAAUCCUGGGGAAUGGGGUCACGAAUACGUCAGACAGUUGGAAACCGAAAUCGUCGACGAGUGGACGAAUGCCCCCGCCAGAGACGAAAACGUACUCGCGCCGCUGGUCAAAAGCAUCGUAAAAUUCGACAUGAAACACAACGCGGAGAUACCAGGAUGCGACUUGUGUCUCGAAAUCGACCAACUCGAUUUCAUCCGCGAUUGUUUGGAUGCUACCAACGUUAACAGAGUGUGCCGUUAUUUGGAAGGAUGCGCGGUCUAUAGCGAGGACGCCGAACGAAAGCAAAUACUGAAAAUGGUUGCCGAACAGUAUUUGAGAUUCGGAGAGUUCUGCAAGGCGAUUUUGGUGGCCCAACAGCUGAUCGAUCCGGAGCUGGUGCACAAGUGUCUCGCCACUUGUCCGGAUGGGGCAACGAGAAAGCAGCUAGCGUUCAUGCUCGCAAGGCAACGGGACAACCCUCUGAAGAAAGAGUACCAAGGCGACGAUGCCAAAGACAUCGAAGUGAUUCUGAGCAACGGUCACGUGAACGGUCACUUUCACGUGCUCGCGAGGGAACUCGACAUCCUCGAACCCAAACAUCCGGACGACAUUUACAAGACCUGGCUAGAGACCAGUGCGCUGAGACGAGCCGAAUACGAUUCGGCCAGGGCCAAUCUAGCGGCCAGCUUUGUCACCGGGUUCGUUCAUGCUGGAUUCGGACAGGAUAAGUUGAUGGCGAAUACGGAUUCCUGUUGGGUUUACAAGAAUAAGGACCACGGAAUGCUCUCGGCUACCGCAUCUUUAGGCCUGAUACACAUGUGGGACGUGGACGGUGGUUUGGUACCGAUCGACAAGUAUCUUUACACGAGCGAGGAUUUCAUAAAAUCGGGCGCGUUGCUCGCUAUUGGUAUCGUCAACUGCGGCGUUCGCAACGAAUGUGAUCCAGCGUUGGCGCUCCUCAGCGAUCACGUGUGCUCCAAGAGCUCAACGCUCAGAAUCGGGGCUGUUUUAGGAUUGGGUCUGGCCUAUGCUGGCUCGAUGAGAGUCGACGUCACCGAGUUGUUAACCGGAGUUUUGGCGGAUACCGAAAGUACCAUGGAAGUCGUAGCACUCGGUGCGAUCGCAAUGGGACUCGUAAACGUUGGCUCCGGUGACCCGGACGUAUCUUCGACGCUUCUGCAGAAACUGUUAGAACUUACUCCCCAGCAACUGUCUACCACGCAUUCUAGAUUUCUGGCGCUGUCACUAGGGAUGAUCUACAUGGGAUGCCGCGACGCGAUCGAAGCUUCCUCGGCAGCCCUCGAGGUUUUACCCGACCCUUACAAGUUGGCAUCGCAAACUAUGUUACAGGCAAUGUUUAAAUACUUGGACCAAACAAUCAUCCGCCAGAUAUGCGCGUACGCUGGCACGGGCGACGUGUUGAUCGUGCAAGAGUUGCUGCGAAUAUGCUCGGAACCCGUCGAUGGCGACAGCGCGUUCACCAGUCCGUCGACCAGUCCCGUGGCCAGCUGCUGCGAUCAAAGACCCCGGACUCUCGAUACCUCCGACGAUAAAACAAAAGAAAAGUCCGAGAAGAAGAACGAAGAAUCGAGAGAGAUCGGAUCGUCGCAAGCCAUAGCCACCCUCGGUGUCGCCGUGGUUGGCCUGACGGAUGAUAAACAGAAUUCGCGAAUCUUCGGACAGAUCGGAAGGUACGGUUCCGUAUCUGCGAGGCGCGCAAUGCCAUUAGCCCUGGGCUUGUCUUUCCUGUCGAAUCCAGAUUUGUCGAUUCUGGACGUUCUGAACAAAUAUAGCCACGACAACGACACAGACGUGGCCAACAGCGCGAUCUUCGCUCUCGGCCUCGUCGGCGCUGGAACGAACAACGCGCGUCUAGCGAUCAUGUUGAGACAGUUGGCCUGUUAUCACGCGAAAAAUCCUGCGCACCUGUUCCUCGUCCGAAUAUCCCAGGGACUGGUUCACCUCGGCAAAGGUACGCUGUCUAUAUCGCCGUUACGUUACGCUUCGAAGAUCUUGGAUCAGGCUGCCCUGGCUGGACUGCUGGUGGUCCUGGUCGCGUUUCUGGAUUCCCGCAACUUGAUUCUGGCCAAGUCUCAUUACUUGAUGUAUUGUUUGGCGCUUGCGAUGGAGCCCAGGUGGCUAGUCACCUUGGACGAGAACUUGCAAAGUCUGCCGGUGUCCGUGAGGGUGGGCCAGACUGUGGACAUCGUGGGCAAAGCUGGAAAUCCAAAAUCUAUCUCUGGUGGCUACGUUCAUACGACUCCGACGUUGCUCUCUUCCGGUGAAAGGGCAGAACUUGCGUUGGACGAGUACGAGCCAAUUUCCAAUGUGCUGGAAGGUUUCGUUAUACUUCGAGAAAAGCUGAAUCCUACCUAAAUGCGCUGAUAAAAUAAA